Messenger RNA from Nilaparvata lugens (brown planthopper), 2013 nucleotides. Its product is annotated as DDB1- and CUL4-associated factor 8. The transcript is spliced from 9 exons. The coding region runs from base 213 to 1823 and encodes 536 amino acids. Gene Ontology annotation, cellular component: cytoplasm; Cul4-RING E3 ubiquitin ligase complex. The record is from RefSeq and is a predicted model, not a curated record. Gene Ontology annotation, molecular function: protein binding. NCBI's taxonomy places the organism in Eukaryota, Metazoa, Arthropoda, Insecta, Hemiptera, Delphacidae.
CUGCAGAAUUCAGUUCAGUCUGCUUAGUGCUUUUGUUGCUUGCAUUGCAAAUUGCAACUGUGCUUAAAAUAAUAAUUAUUGCGUUUCUCUGUCUUUUAACUUAUUCUAAAUUGUAAAAUUAAAAUAAUGAAACAACGUAAAAUAUUACUGACGUCAUCUUCCACGAGAUAAAUUCUAUUUAUGAACAAUUUGCAUUCAAUGUAAAUGAUACAAUGUCAUCCAGCAAUGGUUCAAGUGAUAAUGAUGCGGGAACGAGUGGUACUACAACUUCCUCCCUCACCGAUCGGAUCAAUGAAGAUAUAACCAUGUGCAAUAGAAUGCAAGAACAUCCUACCGAUAACUCAGUUCCUAGAUCAGAAAAUGUGAUAGCUGAAAAUUUCUCAGGAGGAGUAGAUGGUUCUUCAGAAUCUGGAGUAACCCCUUCCCCUUCCGGUGAGGUAGGUGACGUGGUCGCUCCAGAAAGAAGCAGCAGUAAUUCUUCUAGUCCAUUGUUUUUUACUGACGAUGACAAUUCGUCUGCAGAUGAUACGAUUAGUACAAUUCGUUCCACGCGUGAUCUUGAUGAUGAUGAUGAUGAUGAAGAUGAUGAUGAUGAGGAUGAUAAUGAUGAUGACGAAGAAGACGGAAGUAAUGAAAAUGAAGACUAUGGACAUGGUGAGAGGGUACCUCAAGCAGAAGAUGCCUGGCUUCGAGACCUGACUCACUCACCUCGACUCUCCAAUUCACAAAGCUCCUCCGACAGUUCAUUAGAUAGAGCGUCCAUGAAAUGUUUUAUUCCCUACAAAGAAGAAUCAAAGCCUAAACCAAGACAUAAAUGGUUCGUCGUACCUGAAGUCAUGAAAAGGGAAUUGGGGACAAGCAGUCGAUUACAUGCUUCUGAGCUGUUUCAGAAGCGCUGUUAUGGAUCAUUACAUGUUGUGCAAAGGCUCGAACUCAUGUACAAACUUGAAGCUCAUAAAGGGUGUGUGAAUGCGCUCAACUUCAAUCCGUCAGGAACAAUACUUGCAAGCGCAUCGGAUGAUCGCAAAGUGAUGCUGUGGGACUGGGCAUUGGGAAAAUGCAUGCUGCAAUAUGAGAGUGGUCACACCAGCAACGUAUUGCAGGCUCGGUUCCUGGGUUUGUCGGGCGACCGGCACAUCGUGUCGUCGGCUCGUGACGGCCAGGUGCGUCUGGCCGUGCUGAGUGGCACGGGCGUGUGCAAGUCGACACGUCAGCUGUUCCGUCACAAGCGGCCUGUCAGUCGGCUGGCCACACUCAGCGAUACGCCACACGUCUUCCACAGCGCCGGCGAGGACGGCCUCGUCACAACCAUCGAUGUCCGCGAGUCCCGCGCCAAAAAGUUUUUGGUGGUGAGAGAUGAAGUGGUCGGCAGGAUACCCUUGUUCUGUAUUGAUAACAACCCAAUGAACUGUCACGAGUUUUGUGUGGCAGGAGAUGACAAAUAUAUUCGAUUAUACGACAAACGAAUGAUAGCUGGGAACAAAGUGCCACUGAAAAAAUUCUGCCCUAAUCAUUUGGUAGGCAGAUACGUCGCUGUGAAUGUGACAUGCGCAAUAUUCAACUACAAUGGCAAGGAGAUACUUGGCUCAUACAAUGAUGAGGACAUCUACCUAUUCGAUACUGAACUUUCGGAUGGCUCUGAUUACGUUCAUAGGUAUCGCGGCCAUAGAAAUCACGUGACAGUUAAGGGAGUGAAUUUUUUCGGACCGAAGAGUCAGUUCAUAGUUUCUGGCUCGGACUGUGGACACAUAUAUUUCUGGGAGAAAAAUACUGAAAGCAUUGUUCAAUGGAUGGCUGGAGAUGAAGAAGGCAUUGUAAGUUGAAUGCUGUUGCAUUGUUACAUACUUUUUUCAAUCCUCCGAUUGACUAUUUCGCUAAAUCAACUACUUAAUUAUUAAAUAUCAUGUGAUGAUUAUUAUUAAAUUAUUUUCUCCUAAUAGAUUAACCUUUCCGAUGUCCACUAGAAAUUCAAGUCUUACUUUAUGUUAAAAAAAUUUGUUUAGUUUCGUUCAA